AUGCAUAUUUUUCCACAAAGCUGCCAAAAACGUAUUCAGGCCACUGAUCAAGUAUCAGAUGACAACAAAAAGCUCCCUGUGGGGGCUCCCAGCCUCGUCAGCAUCCACAACAUCCACCGGGCUCCGGGAACGAAGUUGGAUGACAAUAUUUCGUUUCCGGCAGAUGAUACCCGGGCGGUGACGUUGGCGACGAAGGACGAGAACGCCGAGCAACAACUUCCGCAGCCGUCUCCAGCAGGUGAGGCGCGGAACCGCCCAGACGGUCAGGCAGACGUGGACGCGCAGUUCAUGGAGGGGAUCUUGAUGGACGACGAGACGGACGAGGACGACAAUGACUACGAGUACUUCGAAACCUGUGGACACGUGUACACGCCCCCGUCUAUGUACUUGCCGCUACCCAAGCCAGGGAAGGAAGAAGACGUGGUGUCGCCUUCGACUGUUCGGAAGCGCGGACUGAGAACGAACAGCGCGCAGAAACGCUUCAAAGUCCAAACCUGUGGAGCGGAGUCCAAGCACCUCCUGAUCUACAGCAUCAAGUCGCGACUUCCCGUCCAUGGACAGAUUCUGGACCAGUACCGCCAACAGUGUUACGCGCUCUACGCGUCGCUGCCGGGCAGCCACACAGGCGCGCCCAUUUUGGCCCGAUUGCGUCGGCGUUUGCUCCGCCUCGCAGGUCACGCAAUUUUCGCCCAUCACAGGGGCCGCCACGAGGUCCUUUUCCAGACGGCGUUCCUUUUCGACCUCGUCAUCUGUGAAUUUGCCAAGUGGAUCGCGUCCGUCUCCGAGUCCACCGGUGGGAACCUCGAGCUGUCCGCCUUCCUGCAGGAAGCGGCCACACAGCAGAAGCACGUCACAUCUACGGCCGGCGCUGCAGAGUCGCUCAGCCGACUAACCACCGCCGCAACCGUCACUACGGUCGAGGUGUCUGAGGUUUCCGGCGUCAUUCAACACCACUUGGGUCUCGUCUCCAAGGAAGAGCUCAGAACCGUCAUGAUGGCCUGCCUUCUCCUUGCGUCCAAAUGGAAUAAUUCACGAUACCUCCCCCCCGACGUCCUCUGUAGCAAUCCAGUAGGUCGAGUGGGACUCACGGCCCUUUUGGAGUUCGAGGUUUCCAUCUUAUCGCUAUUUGAAUUUGACAUUCCUUUUCAAACGUCUGCCAUGAACCAUCUGCACUUGCUGCUAGGUACGUGCGAGGAGGACUCGACGAGUAACUUCGCGAACCGGUUGGUUUGCAGUACAAGUUUAUUGAUUCUGGAGGUGGCGUUGUGUGACUACGAAUCGCUCAAAAUCUCCACGGAGGACCUGGUGCGGUCGGCUGCCUGGUUGGGGUCAGUGUUGAGUCAGAAUGCGUGUGCACUGGACCCGGAGUUGCCUGGGCCAGAGACGUUUUAUUCGACGUCUGAGUCCUGGGCGGCGGCGGUGGACUUCCACAUGAGUAAUGUGGAGUUUGAGGUGAAGAGUGCGGUAUCGGCGUUGCCGCGGUUGGAGGAGAUGGGUAGGUGGACGAGUCCUGCGCAGCCGCCGAAUGUGUUCGGUGUGGACUUGGCGAAGAAACCUGUUUUUGUGUGUGACCUUGGCAACGACAUGGCGGACGCGAAGACCAAGACGGAGAGUCUGGCACUGGCACACUUGGACGCGGAGACGAGUGCGGCGUUUGACUUGCUUGCGGCCGCCGCGCUUACGGAGGGACAGCGACUCCAGUACCGCGUACAUAGCGACAACUUCGAACGCCGCUGCGAGAUGAUGGAAAAGGUCCUCGCGCUCCGGAAGGUGCGCCAUAAAUGGCUCAAGGUCCGCAGCGAGAUCAGCAAGAGGCUGCAAAGGGCGACCGCAGAAUGA
Messenger RNA from Gregarina niphandrodes, 1839 nucleotides. RefSeq lists its product as hypothetical. The record is from RefSeq and is a predicted model, not a curated record. Lineage: Eukaryota; Apicomplexa; Conoidasida; Eugregarinorida; Gregarinidae. Bases 1 to 1839 code for a protein of 612 amino acids. The transcript is spliced from 4 exons.